GAUACCAUAACGGCCUGUCGUAGAUAUUGAAUUUAAAAUACGUCACAUACGAUCAAGUACCCUGUCCAGCUAACCUACAUAUUGUAUAGGAAAAAACACAACUUUUUAAAAAGCGUUUAUGUUAUAAAAAGCAAAGAAGGGACAAUAAUAUGACAGUGUUAGAAGAAGGGAACAUAGAUGUCUGUCCUGUUACCAAGGAAACAUGGGAGGCACGAGCAGCAAUAAAACAGGCGGAUUGUGGUGGACAAAGUGUUUAUCAUUGUCUGUCUGACAGUAAAGGUUGGAAGUGGGAACGAUGUGUGGAGAAAACAAAGAUUAUUGGAGGGCAAUGUCCGAUUUUUACCGCUGAUGGCUACAUUGACUGGCAGUCAUGUAACACUACUGACCCCACGUGUCCAAACAGCACCUAUGUAUCUAACGAAGUGUAUAAAUUUCCAAAAUGCUUUGGUAAGAAUGUCCCAAAGGCAAAAAUAGCUGAAGUUCCAAAUGAUACGAGUGCAGGGGAUUUGUCUGCAGGAGUAAUCACUGCCAUUGUUUUAGUCAUUGCAAUCGUAGCUGUUACAGCUAUGAUCCUCUUUAUUUUUAUUUAUCGUCGUAACAGACGCCAAAAGGAUCCUAUUGUUCAUAAUGGUCUGAAGGCACUUUCAAGAAAAGAUGGAAAAUCGCUGUUUGUGCAUGGCAAAUUUGGAAAUUCGGUUUCCAGUACUUCUCGUCUUAUAUUGGAGAAAUUUAUAGAGAACAAUGUGGAAUGGAAAUCUCUAGAAUGUCGUUAUACAGACAUACCAGACAAUGUGGAGGAGAAUACUAUAAUGUUUGUGUAUGGCUGGUUCGGACUUUGGAAUGAUGAUCCAUGCUCAGUAGACAGAGUUAAAAAGGCAUGCCAAGAUCUAAAUAACAUAUUAUGUAAAGAUAUCAAAAUUGUCAUUGGAAUGAGAACGGAGUAUCAGAGAAAAUAUCACAAGAUUGCAUGUUUAACUGGAUCACCUUUAUUUCGUUAUGAACUGAGCCUGGAUUCAGAAAACUUUGAAAGAUAUGAAGAGCAUUUUCGAUUUUUCAAAAAAAGAAUAAAAGAACCUUGUCAGAAAGAAGAAUGCCAUUGUCAUGAUUUGAAGUUUGAAACUUUCAAAGAGGAUCGUGAUUCAGAAAUAGGCAUUCCCUUAAAAAUGAAUGUACUUGAGAAAUACCACAAUGUUAUCGAUGAUUAUGUGAUCAAAGGCAGUCUUUUACAGGCGAUGACAGAUCACAUUACCAGUCUUGAGGGAGACAAAGAAACCAAGAGUACAUAUCAAUGGAUUAUGUACAUAUGUUUAAAAGGUCAAUAUAACAGAUCAGAGGAAUUAGAUACAGAACUGAUAAGAACCAUGGAAUUCGGAAUUAAUAAGUUAUCUUUUACGGAAGACCUCUUGAGUAAAUAUAUAAUAAUGAAGAAUUCAGAUCAGCAGAAAAAAGUACCACCAGAGUCUGCACAGUAUGUUUUCUGGCAUCCAUUUAUCUACAUAUGCGCUUUUCACUCACUGUUUAGAACAAAUCCGGGCACUGUCAUGAAAUAUUGUAAUAUUGACGCCAUUCUGCAACUCGUUCGUCCAGAAAAUUAUUUAGACACGUAUUUGGAGGUUCGUGCAGACGAAGCCAUGAUUGACCUGUUUAAUCAAAGAAUUCAGGCAGAAGGUCUACAAGAUCUUUACAAGAACCAUCCUUUAGUGAUUCUAUCAGAAGACACAGAAGAAGAUAAUAUAGACGAUGUUGAACAGAGCAGCGAAGAGGGAACGAGCGAACAACAGCCUUUCAUUGUAUUUUCGCAUGUGACCAUGAACAUGAUGAAUAUGUAACUUUAAUAAGUAUUCAAUUCCCUGUAGUUCAUUAUAUACAAUAAUAUUUCGAUGUUUAUCUUAUAAUGCACUAGUGUAUAUAAUGAACAUGCAUGUACAUAUCAGUAAACCCAAAUUUUGCCCUUGGAUUAUUCCUAUAUCCACUGCCACAGAAAUA
This is a messenger RNA of Saccostrea cuccullata (small rock oyster), 1986 nucleotides long. RefSeq lists its product as uncharacterized. The transcript is spliced from 6 exons. The record is from RefSeq and is a predicted model, not a curated record. Bases 150 to 1829 code for a protein of 559 amino acids. NCBI's taxonomy places the organism in Eukaryota, Metazoa, Mollusca, Bivalvia, Ostreida, Ostreidae.